Molecule: messenger RNA, 2514 nt
Organism: Penicillium subrubescens
Lineage: Eukaryota; Fungi; Ascomycota; Eurotiomycetes; Eurotiales; Aspergillaceae
Product: WD40 repeat domain-containing protein
Exons: 8
Coding region: 1-2514 (837 amino acids)
Biological process (GO): DNA-templated DNA replication; mitotic cell cycle; DNA repair
Cellular component (GO): nuclear replication fork
Molecular function (GO): chromatin binding; protein binding
Source: RefSeq, a predicted model, not a curated record
AUGAGCUUCGAUCCCCUUCGCCCUCGGGGCCGACCAGCCCACACCCCAGGAACGACGGUGCUGGCCUACACCCCCGAUGGACGACGCGUUAUCACUGGUGGCUCAAACUCGGCUAUUCGAAUCUACACUGUCGACCAGGAUGGAGAGCCCAAGACGGUUGAUGGGAGCAUUGAUGGACAUUUCGCGAUCGGUGCCACGAAUGAAACGCUUCUGCUGGGUGCCGAGGAUGGAACUGUCUGGUCCUACGAUGCGGUCUCGGGGAAAAUGGGAGGCCUGCUUGUUCGAUGCGCUUUGCCAGUGAGAGACAUUGCCGUGUCUCGUGAUGGCGUGUGGGCUGCAGUUGCAAGCGACGAACUUACGGUCAAGGUCGUCAAAAUCGAGGACAUGACACAGGUCAAAUACCUGCGGGAACAAGGAAAGGGAACAAAGCACGUCACAUUUGACCCCAAUGGGCGUUACGUGGCAGUCUCAGGGACAGAUGGUAUUCUAUAUGUCUACUCAUUGACCAACGAGGAACCAGAGGUGGUCCGCAAACUCGAUGGAGUCAUCCGAAAGCUCGAGCCGGAUGCGGAGGCGACAGCCAAGGCUGUCUGGCACCCAGACGGCACCGCAUUCGCAGUUGCAGAGGCCACCAGAGAUAUCUCAAUCUACUCGAUCUCGGAAUGGAAGAAGGAGAAGAGCUUUGCGGGUGGUCAUAGUGGGGACAUUACCUCGCUGAGCUGGUCCCCCAAUGGAACUAUGCUCGUAUCUGCAGGAGCUGAUGGGAGGAUUGUGCUUUGGGAAACGAAAACGCAAAGGAUCAUCCAGCGCUAUGAGUUUGGAAACGUGCUUAACCUCGCCUGGCACCCUACCAAGAACUCUCUCUCGUUCACUACCUCGGAUGGAGAAUUGUUCAUCUACGACAAUUUUGUCCCCAAGGACCACGAGUCCCAAUUGCAGAAGCCGCUCCAGGCUGCGCCUAUAUUCCCGGGACCUUUGACCGAGAUCUCCAACAAUCUGCCACGGACAUUGGCGGAGCGUUCUAAAGAAUCUUUUCAGAGACCAGUACGGGCAGGCUCGCCCGACUCGCUCGAUGAUAUCCUGGGCGAGGAUGAGGAUAUGCGUGAUUUCGUCGACGAUGACGAUGGAGCCGGCUAUGCGGAGGAGCUCAAUUUGUUCGGCAAGCGACCAAAUGGUUAUCUUGAUGAGCUAGACGGGCCCGACAACAAACGUGUUUACACAACUCCCUUGCCACCCAAGGCUCAUCCACCACUUCAGCCAGGCAGUACGCCGUGGGCUGGCAACAGAAGAUAUCUGUGCUUGAACCUGACGGGUGCCGUCUGGACUGUCGACCAAGAAACACAUCACACUGUGACCGUAGAGUUCUAUGAUCGAGAGCUCCAUCGGGACUUCCAUUUCACCGACCCAUAUCAAUAUGACAAGGCGUGUCUUAAUGAGAACGGCACUCUUUUCUCCAACAACCCAUCUGAUGGUAGCCCUGCAACAAUCUUCUAUCGGCCACAUGAGACAUGGACUGCACGAGCAGAUUGGCGAACACAAUUGCCCGAGGGAGAGAUGGUUCGAGCUCUGGCUCUGAGUGAGUCCUAUAUCGUUGCAGUGACAACAAAGGACUACGUGCGCGUAUAUACUCUAUUUGGCACUCCCUUCCGAGUGUACCGACAGAAGAGUCAAGCUGUGACCUGCGCUGCUUGGCGAGACUACAUCAUGACCAUCGGAAAUGGACCUAUCGGAGCUGAUGGUCGACAUGCAACCUUGCAAUACACUGUUGAAAAUGUCAAGCGUGACGAGAUCUGCCAAAAUGAGGAUGUCGUUGCCCUGCCCACGGGAGCGCAGCUGCAAAGUGUUUUCUUCUCGGACACAGGAGACCCGUGCAUUUACGACUCGACCGGUGUCCUGGUCGUGCUUCAGCACUGGCGCACGCCCGGCCAAGCCAGAUGGGUACCUCUCCUAGACACCAAGCAGCUCUCUCGUCUUGCAGGCGGUCGCAAAGAAGAAACCUACUGGCCCGUUGCCGUCGCGCAACAAAAAUUCCACUGUAUCAUUCUCAAGGGUGGCGACAAACACCCAUACUUCCCGCGACCACUACUCAGCGAAUUCGACUUCCAAGUCCCCGUCUCCAGCAACCCGCCGAAAGACCCCGACCACGAAGAUGCAGCCAACGAUGGCUCACGGUUCGAAGAAAGCUUCGUUCGUGGAAACAUCCUUCUCUCGCUCUUCCGAGACCUCAUUUCCUCUACGAAUGCCACCGCUAGCCAACGUGCCGAGUUGGCGCGCAAAGAACUGGAGAUUGACAAGACUCUUCUUCAGAUGCUGGCCGUCGAAUGCAGAGAAGGCGAAGAGCGUGGUAUGAAGGCACUUGAACUGGUGACUAUGAUGAAUGAUCGUAAUGGCAAGAUGAUGGAGGCGGCCGCCAAAGUUGCACAGCGCUAUGGCCGAGGUGUUUUGGAAGAUAAGAUCCGUGAUAUGGCGGAGCGACGAAUAAUGGGUAUGGGUGAUGACGAUGAACUGGCUUGA